Molecule: messenger RNA, 738 nt
Organism: Dichotomopilus funicola
Lineage: Eukaryota; Fungi; Ascomycota; Sordariomycetes; Sordariales; Chaetomiaceae
Exons: 1
Coding region: 1-738 (245 amino acids)
Source: RefSeq, a predicted model, not a curated record
AUGUCCCCCCGCUCCUCCCGCGCCAUCGACAUCCUCCCGACCCCCCGCUCCUCCCUCCCCCGCUACGCAGCCUACGUCCGGGCACGCCACCGGUUCUGGGACCACUUCCCCUCCGGCGCCUACACCCGCGUCCCGACGCCCGGAACAGAUUUAGAAUGCGGGUUCUACGCCCUGAUCAUCUCCAUGGAGCUCCAGCUUGACUAUGUCUUAUCAUCUUCCUCUUCUUCUUCCUCCUCCUCUGAGCAGCAGCAAACUACGCAAAGUAGUGAAGGGCUAAGGCAGAGAAUCAGGGUGCCCACGACGAAGGAACUGCGCGAGGUGUACGCGUCGUCGGCAGUGCGAGAGGAGAAUGAAAGAGUGGGGAUGGGGAAUGGGUCGUGGUUUACGGCUGAUCAGCUGGCGGCUGUGUUUGCGGAGUGGGGGAGAAAGUUUUUAAAUGUGGUAGAAGAAGAAGAAGAAGAAGAUGGAACGGCGGGGGAUGAGGCGACGGCGGGGGGAACCAAGAUACGCUGUCAGAUGGGCUGGGUGAUGGAUCGGGAUGAGGAAGUGGGUGUGGAGGGGUGGCCGGUGAUGAUGAAUACGCCGGAUGUGGACACGGGGGAAACUGGAGAGGGGAUUGUGAGGGUGUGGGUGUGGAAUGAUGGGGGGUCGUUGAGGGGGGGCGUGGGGCAUUUUGAGGGGUUGAGGAGGGUGACGGUGGAGGAGGGAGAGGCGAUGGGGUUGGGAAGGGGGGAGUAA